Messenger RNA from Centropristis striata (black sea bass), 607 nucleotides. It is a transcript of the gene ndufb7, whose product is annotated as NADH:ubiquinone oxidoreductase subunit B7. Lineage: Eukaryota; Metazoa; Chordata; Actinopteri; Perciformes; Serranidae. Gene Ontology annotation, cellular component: mitochondrion. The coding region runs from base 156 to 530 and encodes 124 amino acids. The record is from RefSeq and is a predicted model, not a curated record. The transcript is spliced from 3 exons.
UCCGGACCGAGGCGGAAGUGGCGACAGGGGGCUUGUGGAGGUGACCGAAUGGAAAGCAGCAGAAUAAUUUUGGAAAUAUAAGAUUAACGCGGGGCAGAAACCAACACAGCAUAACAAUUUUAUCUGGCAGCGUGUAACCCGAGUUAGUCGCUGCCAUGGGAGCUCACAUGGUCAGAAGGUACAUCACGGAGAGGGACACCGAGCCGGACCCCAGUGGGAAUUAUGAGUUCGACCCCAAAUUUGGCUUUCCAGAGAGGGUCGAGAGAGAGAUGGUAGCAACCCAGGAGCAGAUGAACAUGGCCAUGCUGCCUUUGGGACAGAGGGACUACUGUGCGCAGUACCUCUUGAAAUUCCUGAAGUGCAAGAGGGACAACUGGCCCAACAUCCUGGCCUGCAAGCAUGAGAGACAUGACUGGGACUACUGCGAACACGUAGACUAUGUGAUGCGUAUGAAGGAGUACGAGAGAGAGAGGAGACUCCAGCUGAGGAAGAAGAGAGUCGCGGCUAAGGCUGAAGCUGAAGCUGCAUGAUCAGGGCAUCUGAUGCUUCUUCUCUGUAUAUAUACACGCCGCUGUUCACAAUAAACAAUAUUGUUUAAGCUCUAUAA